Messenger RNA from Callorhinchus milii (elephant shark), 11662 nucleotides. It is a transcript of the gene fryl, whose product is annotated as furry homolog, like. The transcript is spliced from 62 exons. NCBI's taxonomy places the organism in Eukaryota, Metazoa, Chordata, Chondrichthyes, Chimaeriformes, Callorhinchidae. Gene Ontology annotation, biological process: cell morphogenesis; neuron projection development. The record is from RefSeq and is a predicted model, not a curated record. The coding region runs from base 614 to 9787 and encodes 3057 amino acids. Gene Ontology annotation, cellular component: site of polarized growth; cell cortex.
GGCAGAGCUUCAGGAAGCAAUGCACUCCUGUGAAGAGGAGCUGGAGCCGGGCGUUUCAGCAGAUGAGAGUGCAAAAGGAUGCACUUCAAUUGUGACUCUAUGAAAAACUGCCAGUUGUGUGAGGCAAUUGAGAAGAGUGGUGCACUGGUGGAUUUUCUCAGUGCAGUUGUAUUUCGUAGGCAGCUAGAGCUAAGAAGUUGCUUAAAACAGUUUGGAGCUCCACCCUUCUAUAUUGUGUGUAUCAACAUCUUAGGAAGCAGCUGAUAAUAGUUGCUCAGCCUAACUUAACCAUUGUGCACUGGUUUGUAUGAUACCGUCUGUGAGGCUAUGUGGCUGUGCUCUAUGAAAGGUGAAAUUUCCCUGCAGGGCACCUUCCAUGUCGAGUAAGUUUUUCCAGGCUGCUUCUGAGUUCAUCUGUAUUCAGCCAGCACUAGAGCUCAAAGCGUGCGUCACACAGAAAAGACUGCAUAAUAAUGACGAAGGGACACUUGAGGCUUGAAUUGUGUUGCCUUUGAGAGGAGUGAGGGGACAGUAAUUCAGACGAACGACUGGCAGAGCUGGGACAAAACUGUUAUAAUUCUGAAAUUCAUUAUUCUGCUCAACAAAAGGCAUAAUGUUAAGCCUACAGGAUUCCAUGUUUUUUGAAAUUAGCAUCAAGUCUCUGCUGAAGUCUUGGAGUAGUAGCUCGUCGGCACCAGUCAGCAGUGUGAGUAGGCGCCGUAUUUCUACAGGCACUCAUCCCAUCUGGGAGAAGAAAAGUGUCAUCAUGUCAAACGUUACCAUUGACCCAGACAUCAAACCUGGGGAGUAUGUCAUCAAGAGUCUCUUGGCUGAAUUCACAGUCCAGGCGGAGAAGAAGAUUGAAGUUGUGAUGGCUGAACCACUGGAGAAACCAUUGUCCAGAUCUUUGCAAAGAGGUGAAGACUCACAAUUUGAUCAGGUGAUUAGCUCUAUGAGCUCGGUAGCAGAACACUGCCUUCCCUCUUUACUUCGCACCUUGUUUGAUUGGUAUAGGCGACAGAAUGGAACAGAAGAUGAGUCUUAUGAAUACAGGCCACGGUCAAGUACAAAAUCCAAAGUGGAUGAACAACAUCGUGACAGAGAUUAUUUGCUCGAGCGAAGAGACUUAGCUAUAGAUUUCAUUUUUUGUUUAGUUUUAAUAGAGGUUUUAAAACAGAUUCCUCUUCAUCCAGUGCCAGAUGCUUUAGUACAUGAAGUUCUGAACUUGGCUUUUAAGCACUUUAAACACAGGGAAGGGUAUUCAGGACCCAACACUGGGAACAUGCACAUUAUUGCAGAUUUGUAUGCAGAAGUGAUUGGAAUUCUUGCACAAUCAAAGUUUCAGGCAGUAAGGAAAAAGUUUAUGACAGAGCUGAAAGAACUUCGUCACAAAGAGCAGAGUCCUCAUAUAGUGCAAAGCAUCAUCAGUCUAAUCAUGGGAAUGAAGUUCUUCCGGGUCAAAAUGUAUCCCGUGGAAGAUUUUGAAGCUUCAUUUCAGUUUAUGCAGGAAUGUGCACAGUAUUUCCACGAAGUGAAAGAUAAAGACAUAAAACAUGCACUCGCUGGACUGUUUGUGGAAAUUCUAAUUCCUGUCGCUGCUGCUGUUAAGAAUGAAGUGAACGUGCCAUGCCUCAAGAAUUUUGUAGAGAUGCUUUAUCAGACCACCUUUGAGCUUUCUUCAAGAAAGAAACAUUCAUUGGCUCUGUAUCCAUUGGUUACCUGUCUGCUGUGCGUCAGUCAAAAACAGUUCUUUCUCAACAACUGGCACAUAUUCCUACAGAACUGUCUGUCUCACUUAAAGAAUAAAGACCCUAAAAUGUCUCGAGUUGCACUGGAGUCACUGUACAGGUUGCUGUGGGUUUAUGUAAUCAGAAUAAAAUGUGAAAGCAAUACUGUAACACAAAGUCGCCUUUUGAGCAUUGUAUCAGCACUUUUCCCCAAAGGCUCACGCAGUGUGGUCCCUCGUGACACGCCUCUCAACAUAUUUGUGAAGAUAAUUCAGUUCAUUGCUCAGGAACGACUUGAUUUUGCAAUGAAAGAAAUUAUUUUUGAUCUACUUUGUGUUGGAAAACCAUCAAAAACAUUUACCAUUAAUCCAGAGAGGAUGAACAUUGGCCUGAGAGCAUUUUUAGUAAUUGCGGAUAGUUUGCAGCAGAAAGAUGCGGAGCCUCCAAUGCCAACAACUGGGGUUGUUCUUCCAUCGGGCAGUACCCUGCGAGUGAAGAAAGUCUUUCUAAACAAAACUCUGACAGAUGAAGAAGCUAAAGUGAUAGGAAUGUCAUUCUACUACCCUCAAGUGAGGAAGGCGCUUGACAGCAUUCUUCGACACCUGGAUAAGGAGGUGGGGAGGUCGAUGAGCAUGACUAAUGUGCAGAUGUCUAACAAGGAGCCUGAAGAUAUGAUCACGGGUGAAAGGAAGCCCAAGAUAGAUCUGUUCAGGACUUGUGUGGCUGCAAUACCAAGGCUGAUUCCAGAUGGUAUGAAUAGGGCAGAACUCAUUGAACUACUGGCAAGACUCACUGUUCACAUGGAUGAAGAGCUUCGUGGUCUGGCAUUCACUACUCUGCAAGCUUUAAUGGUCGAUUUUCCUGACUGGAGGGAGGAUGUUUUGUCGGGAUUUGUGUCAUUCAUUGUCCGAGAAGUGAAUGAUGUCCAUCCAACACUCCUAGACAACUCUGUCAAGAUGUUAGUGCAGUUAAUAAAUCAUUGGAAACAAGCAGUCCAGUCUCAUAUCAAAGGUCAUGAUCUGCAGCGAAAUGUUCCCAAUGGAGGUGCCCACACACUUCCACUGGAACGGAGCGCUUACUCCUCUGUUUUUCACGCAGUGGAAGGGUUUGCUUUAGUGGUUCUUUGCAGCUGUCGACCUGCUACCAGGAGACUGGCUGUUAAUGUUCUCAGAGAAAUUAGAACCUUGUUCACAGCGCUGGGCCUCUCAAAGGGAGAUGAAGAACUGACAAUCGAUGUCAUGGAUCGAUUAAGCCCGUCGGUAUUAGAAAGCUUUAUACAUCUCACUGGAGCAGAUCAGACCAGCUUGCUGUACUGCCCUAGUGGGAUAGACUUACAGACACUUGCAGAGUGGAGUUCCUCUCCCAUCAGUCAUCACUUUGAUGUGGUCAGUCCGUCACACAUCUGGAUAUUUGCUCAUGUGACUCAGGGACAAGACCCCUGGGUGAUCAGCUUAUCGAGCUUCCUCAAACAGGAAAAUUUACCUAAACACUGUCCAUCAGCACUAAGUUAUGCAUGGUUGUAUUCAUUUACCCGACUGCAGAUGCUCUCUCCACAAGUGGAUAUCAACAGUCCUAUAAAUGCCAAAAAGGUCAGCACCACGAUUGGCAAUGAUUCGUACGUUGGGCUUUGGAGAAACUAUCUAAUCCUUUGCUGCAGUGCAGCAACAUCUAACACGGCUACGUCGGGGUCAGUGCGGUGUUCCCCUCCUGAGACGCUGGCGUCUACACCUGAUAGUGGCUACAGUCUGGAUUCUAAGAUUAUUGGCAUUCCGUCCCCUGCUUCAUUGUUCAAGCUUAUAGUUCCAAUGAUGCGCUCUGAGAGCAUGGAAAUUACAGAAUCCCUUGUGCUAGGGCUUGGCAGGACCAACCCUGUAGCCUUUAGAGACUUAAUAGAAGAACUUCACCCUAUUAUAAAGGAAGCACUUGAAAGGAGACCAGAGAACAUGAAGCGACGCAGGCGUCGAGACAUUUUGCGAGUGCAGUUAGUGAGGAUAUUCGAGCUGCUGGCAGAUGCUGGUGUAAUAAGUUACAGUACAAGUGGAGGCCUUGAUAAUGAAACACAUUCCCUCAAUAACACUCUGUUGGAGUACGUUGAUCUGACGAGGCAGCUGCUUGAAGCGGAGAAUGACAAGGACUCUGACACAUUAAAGGAUAUCCGUUGCCAUUUUAGUGCCUUGGUGGCCAAUAUCAUACAAAAUGUCCCAGUGCACCAACGCAGGGCUAUAUUUCCUCAGCAGAGUCUUCGCCAUAGUCUGUUUAUGCUGUUCAGCCACUGGGCUGGUCCUUUUAGCAUUAUGUUUACUCCCCUGGACCGAUACAGUGAUAGGAACAUGCAAAUUAACAGGCACCAAUAUUCUGCAUUAAAGGCUAUGUCAGCUGUACUAUGUUGUGGGCCUGUGUCUGAUAAUGUAGGUCUGUCAUCAGAUGGUUACCUAUACAAGUGGUUGGAUAAUAUCCUGGAUUCCCAAGACAGAAAGGUUCACCAGUUAGGUUGUGAGGCUGUCAUGUUGUUAUUAGAGCUGAAUCCAGACCAGAGUAACCUGAUGUACUGGGCUGUGGAUCGAUGCUACACGGGUUCAAGACGGGUGGCAACUGGCUGUUUCAAGGCAAUAGCCAAUGUAUUUCACAACAGGGAUUACCAGUUUGACACUGUGGCUCUUCUGAACCUGAUACUUUUCAAAGCUGCCGAUUCAUCCAGAGAAAUCUAUGAAGUUGCCAUGCAACUACUGCAGAUCUUGGAGCCCAAGCUAUUUCGCUAUGCCACCAAGCUCGAAGUUCAACGGACGGAUGGGAUAUUAAAUCACCCUUCUCCGCUGCCACAUCUCUAUUCUGUUUCCUAUUAUCAACUGUCGGAAGAAUUGGCCAGAACUUACCCAGAACUCACACUGCCAAUCUUCUCGGAAAUCAGUCACAGAAUCCAAACAGCACACCCUGCUGGUCGGCAAGUGAUGCUGCAUUACCUUCUACCCUGGAUGAAUAAUAUUGAACUGGUAGAUUUCAAACCACUGUCUUCAGCCAGGAGGAUGGAUGAAUCUGAUGAAGGUUACUUGAAGGACAGAGAGAUGAUGACGAACAGCAGGCGCUGGCUAAAAGGAGAAGGCUGGGGAUCACCCCAGGCUACCACCAUGGUGCUAAACAACCUGAUGUAUAUGACAGCAAAAUAUGGCGAUGAGCUAGCGUGGUCAGAAAUAGAAAAUGUGUGGACGACGCUGGCAGACAGUUGGCCUAAAAAUCUAAAGAUAAUUCUGCACUUCCUUAUCAGCAUGUGUGGUGUAAACAGUGAGCCCAGUCUCCUACCAUAUAUCAAGAAAGUGGUUGUGUACCUGGGCAGAGAUAAAACAAUGCAGCUGCUGGAAGAGCUAGUGGCAGAACUGCAACUGACUGAUCCAGUAAGCUCAGCUGUCACUCAUAUGGAUAACCCACCCUACUACCGCAUCACCUCCAGUUACAAAAUCCCCUCCGUCACCUCAGGUACCACUUCCAGCAGCAAUACAAUGGUGGCUGGACACGAUGGGCAGCAGGACAAUAAGUUACCAAAGGAUCCCACAAAUGAUGAAAGCAAUUAUGGCCAUUUUGAUAUCUACAGUGGACUGAAUAGUAACCUAAACCGUCAGCACCAUCGGCUUGAAUCUCGUUACAGCAGCAGCUCUGGGGGUUCCUAUGAAGAGGAGAAGAAUGAUUCCAUGCCAAUUUAUGCAAACUGGAGGCUGAAAGUAAUGGAACUAAACCGAGCAGAGCCAUUGCCGUUCUCUCCCACUGGCGGAAGCUGGUCACCAUUGGCUGAUUAUCUGCCUGAGACUGGCACCUCUGGGGUACCCCUGCACAGAUGUAACAUAGCAGUGAUUCUUCUGACUGAUCUUAUCGUUGAUCACAGUGUAAAGGUGGAAUGGGGAAGCUAUAUGCAUCUCUUGCUUCAUGCAAUAUUUUUAGGAUUUGAUCACCAGCACCCUGAAGUAUACGAGCACUGUAAGCGACUGCUUUUGCACUUGCUUAUAGUAAUGGACUAUAACAGUAAUGUUCAAGCCAUGGCCUCCGUCCUCCUCAGGAACCGGGAUUAUACUGACCCUAAAGUGCUCACUGUCAAACCAGCCACUCAUAUAGAGUACAGUUUUACAGCAGGGGGCAGUGAAUUUGCACCAGAUUACCAGCCAUCGCCAAUGACAGACUCAGGACUCAGCUCAAGCUCUACCUCUUCUAGCAUCAGUUUAGGAACUACAAGUGCUGCCAUUCCCCAACUAACACCCACCAUCUUAAAUGAGGUGGACAUUACUGCAGAGCAAGAUGAAAAAGUGAAAACACUCAUCGAAUUUAUAACCACAAGAAAACGAGGGCCUCUUUGGAACCAUGAAGAUGUCUCGCCUAAAAAUCCUAGCAUUAAAACUGCUGAACAGUUAACUGUGUUUUUAAAACAUGUAGUGUCCAUAUUCAGACAAUCUCGAUCAGGUUUUCAGCUGGAGCAGCUUCUCAGUGAAGUAGCUCUGCAGACAGCACUUUCAUGUAAUAAUAGACAUUACGCUGGAAGGUCAUUCCAGAUCUUCAGAGCUCUAAAACAGCCACUGACGGUAUCUACGCUUUCUGAUGUACUGUCAAGGCUUGUUGAGACCGUUGGAGAUGCAGGGGAAGAGGCUCAGGGUUUUGUUAUAGAACUGCUGCUCACUCUGGAGUCUGCCAUUGACACACUUGCAGACACAAUGAAACAUUAUGAUCUCCUUUCUGCACUUUCUCAAACCCACUUGACUGAUUCGUUACUGGUCACCAAGUUGGCAGCUAACAGGAAAAGCACUGGACAACUGAACCUAAGCACAAGCCCACUCAAUACCAGUGGUUUCCUAACUCAUUAUAGUUGUCAUGCAAGAAGUAACUCCUUGCGAGCCAGUCUGUUGGGUGAACGGCGGGGUGACCGACGUCGAAGUAAUACACUGGAUAUUUUGGAUGGAAGGAUGAAUUUUGGUAACUUGGCGAGGACUCGAAGCCUCUCCUCUCUCAGAGAGGGAGCAACACCUGACCAGCAGCCAACUGCUGAUCCUAGUAGUCUGAUGGCUACCGUUUUCUGGAUAGCUACGGCCCUGUUAGAGUCAGACUAUGAGUACGAGUACCUCUUGGCACUGAAGCUGCUCAAUAAACUGCUCACACAUUUGCCGCUGGAUAAAUCGGAGAGCAGGGAGAAGGUAGAAAAAGUGCAGAGCAAACUGAAGUGGAACAACUUUCCUGGCCUCCAGCAGUUAUUUCUCAAAGGCUUUACCUCAGCGUCCACUCAGGAGAUGACAGUUCAUCUCCUCAGCAAACUGAUUUCCAUCUCCAGGCAUACUCUGGUGGAUCCGGCUCAGGUAGCAGGAUUUCCAUUAAAUAUUCUAUGCCUGCUACCUCAUCUAAUUCAACAUUUUGAUAACCCUACUCAAUUCUGCAAGGAAACUGCUGACAGAAUAGCCAAGGUCUGUGCAGAGGAGAAGACAGUCACUCUCUCCAACCUGGCUCACAUGAUGAGUCUUUAUAGCACACACAGUUAUUCCAGAGACAGUGCAAACUGGAUCAAUGUGGUUUGCAGAUACCUCCAUGACGCAUUCUCUGAUAUCACCUUUAAUCUUGUCACUUAUCUAGCUGAGCUAUUAGAAAAAGGCCUGUCUAGUAUGCAGGGAUCAUUACUGCAAAUUAUCUACAGCCUUCUGAGUCACAUUGACCUGUCUGCAGCUCCAGUAAAGCAAUUCAAUUUGGAGAUCAUGAAGAUCAUUGGGAAAUAUGUGCAGAGCCCAUACUGGAAGGAAGCUCUUAACAUUUUGAAAUUGGUGGUGUCUCGUUCAGCUAGUCUUGUUGUACCAGAAGAGGUACAGAAAACAAAUUUUGGAGGCGAUUCCUCAACAUCUCCUGAAAUUUCCUUCACAAAAAUCUGGAAUAAUGCUUCGAAAGAACUACCUGGAAAGACCCUAGAUUUCCACUUUGACAUCUCUGAGACGCCAAUCAUAGGGCAGAAGUAUGGUGACCAGCACACUGCUGCGGGUAGGAACGGAAAGCCUAAAGUCAUUGCCGUCACUCGAAGUACUUCUUCUACAUCAUCGGGGUCGAACUCAAAUGCCUUAGUGCCCGUCAGCUGGAAAAGGCCGCAACUAUCACAGAGGCGGACGAGAGAGAAACUAAUGAAUGUGCUCUCACUUUGUGGUCAAGACGUUGGUCUUCCCAAGAACCCAUCAGUUAUAUUUUCAUCUAAUGAAGACCUGGACAUUACAGAACAACAGACCAGCCUAAUCUCCACCACGGAAGAUCCAAUCAGAGAAGAGGAGGUUCCUGUGGAGGACGCCAACAGUGAGCAGCAAUUUGGAGUAUUCAGAGACUUUGAUUUCCUGGAUGUUGAGCUGGAAGAUGCAGAGGGUGAAAGCAUGGACAACUUUAACUGGGGUGUGCGGAGGCGCUCGCUGGACAGCAUUGAGAAGGGUGAUACCCCAUCCCUGCAGGAAUACCAGUACUCAGGAAGCACACCCAGCCUGAACCUGACCAAUCAGGAGGACACUGACGAGUCUUCGGAAGAGGAGGUACUGACUGCUAGUCAGAUACUGUCCCGCUCACAGAUACUAAACAAUGAUUCAGCAACAGAUGAUGCUGUACCAAACCAUGUGGAUUCCCUGCUGCAGUCAACAGACACAGCAACCAGUGUGGUGACCGAGGAAGCACCACUCCCCAGACCUGAGACUCCAAAUUUAGAGACACCUCCUCCAGAUAGCGCUAACAACCAGCUGCCUGAGGAUGGCAGAGCAGUGAUAAAGGAUGAACUGGCUAGCACCGCUAGUGACUCGGGUUCAGCCAGCAACCAAGAAGUGCAGGAAUCCCAGAGAUAUCAAGAGCUUCCUGCCCCUGAGAGCUCUCCUGAAUCAAUCUGUGAAGAGGAUGUCACUCUUGCCCUUAAAGAGCUGGAUGAGAGAUGUGAAGAAGAGGAGGCAGAUUUAUCAGGUCAUUCAAGCCAAGAUGAGGGAGAUCAGGAAGGCUUUCCAGAGGUUCAGACUUCACCACCUCCUUCACCAUUUCUCUCUGCCAUUUUGGCAGCAUUCCAACCAGUGGCAUAUGAGGAUGAGGAGGAAGCCUGGCGUUGUCAUGUCAACCAGAUGUUGUCUGACACUGAUGGCUCCAGUGCUGUGCAUACAUUUCAUGUGUUCUCUAGAUUGUUUCAGAGCAUUCAGAAGAAAUUCUGUGCCAUAACUCAUGAUUCCGUCAGUCAUUUGGGGGACAGUUUGCAGCGAAUUGGGUCAAAGUUCAAGAGUUCAUUGGAAGUAAUGAUGAUAUGUUCAGAUUGCCCUACAGUGUUUUUGGAUGCUGAAACUCUGCUCUCGUGUGGAUUGUUAGAGACAUUGAAAUUUAGUGUGUUAGAGCUACAGGAACACCUGGACACCUACAAUGCAAAGAGGGAGGGAGCUGAGCAGUGGUUAGAAAACUGCAAAAGAACUUUUGGUGCAGGAGAUAGCCUCCAAAGAACCAAUCGAGAUGCGCAACAAAUGGAAGUUCUAGCAGAGCUGGAGCUGUGUCGAAGGCUUUACAAACUGCAUUUUCAACUACUUCUCUUAUACCAAGCUUAUUGCAAGCUCAUCAGUCAAGUGGAUACAAUCAAGCAAGAGCCUGAGGUGAUAAAUAUGUCUGAAGAACUGGCACAGCUGGAAGCCAGCUUGAAAGAGGCAGAACGUACAGCAGAAAGCAACAAUGAGGAUAUUGACAUACCUGAGGCCCUCCAGACAUGCACAGAAACUGCCAUUCACUCUCUUAUUGAGACUUUGAGAAACAAGGAAUUCAUGUCUGCACUGGCUCAGGUCAAGGCAUUCAGAUCUGUCUGGCCCAGUGAUAUAUUUGGAAAUGAUGAAGAUGACCCAGUUCAGACCCUUCUGCACAUCUAUUUCCGCCAUCAGACACUAGGCCAAACUGGCAGCUUUGCGGUAGUAGGCUCUAACCAAGACCCGUCGAAGGUUUGUUCCAAACUAAUGGAAUUGAAUCUGCAGAUUCGGGAGUCGCUCCGAACAGUCCAAUCUUACCAACUCCUCGCAAAGGCCUCACCUUCAGCGGAUGUUGUCAGUACUGGAUUCUAAAGUACAACAAUGGCCUCUCCAGAAUAUUCAUCCAUUUCAGUGUUAGUCAGAGUUCUGUUCACUAUUAACCCCGACUGUCAUAUUGGCUCCUAUUUGCUUUUCAAGCAUUCUGCAGACUGCAUCUAUUUAUAUGAAUACACCGAGGCACGUGAAGAAGAAGCCAGAUGUUAAACAUAAACAGCCUAUUAUUUCAGCAUUGUAUUAAAAUUCCGGAGUGAGUGGUUGCUGUACAGAACUAAUCAACAGCUGUUUGAGGCAAGUUGCUCCACGUGCCAGGUGUACAAGAUUGACUACAGCCAUCGUCAUGCUUAUAUUGCAAUUAUUACACAUACGCAAUUAAUUCUGCAAGAAAACAGCAUGAAAGGACGGGGACAUGUAUUCUUCAUUUUCUGAAGACAAGCUAGCUGGAAGACUUCCUUGUAUUGAUGUACAGUAAUAACAUUAGCAGGUGGAAUGAUGCUAAAAUCAUCUGGGAAAUGGCUUUUGGCUGAUUGACCUGCAAGGCUUCCUGGUCUAUCUAUAAAUAUUAUAUAUAAUAUAUAAAUAAUAUAAGAGUAAAUAAAGCCAUUAAAUAUUUGAACUUUUUGCUUUCGUAGAAUGUGUGGACAAAUAUCUAAUCAUAAACUAAACAGCAAAUCUCCUACAUGGACAAGUAUACCAACUAUGGUCACUUUCCAUGUGGUAAAGAUUAUAUGUAAGGAUUGAAAAUUUGAUGUAUACAAAAUUGCAGGCUUGCAGUUAUUCUAAAAAUGUUUAUGAUUUAUAAAGUCUCUGAAAGCAUGCCUGAUUUUUUUUCAGAAUAAAUUUAUUUUUUAUUAGAACUAAUGUGAUCCAUGGUAUGCUGUAGUAUAUCUUAUGCAGAUUUAGGAUAUUUGACAGGUAUAAUUUAAACUGAGUUUAACUGUAAAACUAAUCACGCAUCUGUUUUUUUGUUUACUGUUCAGAGAUCAUUUGCUUUUCUCUGAUCAGUAGUUAUGUUAUAAAUACCAGUGGUAUCUAACCAAAAAUACAUGCCUGUAGGGACUUAAAACUGAGUUGCAAAAGGAUAAACUGCUGUGUCCCAGCAGCUUUCAUUAGAAGUCAGAAAAAUAACUUAUUUUACUCUGUAAAUAUUUUAGACCUGUAUAGUGUAAAAUCAGUAUUGUUUUUUCUUGUACAUUUGUGCAAUGCACUGUUAUAUGAGAAUAGGUGUAUAAAAGUAAUGCAAAAAAAACACAAAAAUGUACUGGUAAUGAGUCUUUAUCUGCUGUCUAUGCAGUCUAUGAAUUCACAACAACUCUGAGAACAGAUGCUAUUUUGUCUGCUCCACAUGUAUUCUUCCACAGAAGUUCAACUUCAGGACCAUUCAUUAUUGGGAAAGAAAGUCAAAGACUGAACACAUAAUAUGUGUUACACUCAAAAGGACUAAUAUAUUGAUACCCUUCAGAUUUAGAAUACUUUGUGAACUUUGUUCACAGCAGGUUGCUUUCUGUGGGGAAAGAAAUGAAUGUAAAACCACCCAUUGGUGAUGUACCUGCCUCUGUUUGCUGGGAAUGACCCUGCUUAUUAUAUGCAUCUAUCCUAUCCACUGUGAUUUUUAUUGGGCUCUGUACCAUAGAGCAUAGAAUGUACUGUUGAAUUAUUAGCAUUUGCCUUUUGAGAAAGUGAACUGUAGACCAGAAAUAAUUGUGAUGAAUUGUAUGAGUUUAAGGCACUGUGCACGCUAUCAGACUGCAAACAGUAGUUAAUAUAAUUUAAAGCUCUGUAACCAGUCAUAGCAAAUUAACAAAUCACUGUAAUCAUUCUUCAACAAUGAUAAAUUAUUUUGUUGGCAGUUCUGGAUGUUUUUAAAUAUUUAAAGGAUAUGCUUAAUCACUGAGGUUUUCUCAGUUUAUA